GCCCAGGCCCCCAAAUUGAUCUGGUACCUACACCGGUAUUGCGCUAAGUAACCACGCGUUUAUCCAUACUGGAACCUGAAAAGUAGCAAUUGCAGAAAAACAACCAUGAGUAAGGGGACCGAACUUUUAAACGGCCAUUUUUAUUUUAAAAUUCUCCCAGACGGCGCAGUCGACAGAAGUAAAGCGUUUUGUCGGCACUGCAAUUUUGGAUUUUGUUAUCACCGGAGUACAUCCAGUCUGAAAUAUCAUCUACAUGCAAAACACAGAGUUGAUGUCAGCAGUAGCUUUAACGAAAGAAAGGAUCAAUUCAGACGUUGCCUUACUCCGUUAAAUGCAAGGUCUGGGACAACUGCAGAGAAUCAAAGACAAGAGGAAAUAACAAAUGCCAUAGCGAAGUGGUUAGCUGCGGACUGCAGGCCGGUUAGUGUAGUGGACGAUGUCGGUCUCAGAAACCUUUUCAGAAUCGCAACAAAUGACCGCAGGUAUGUGAUUCCCUCAAGAUGCAUCAUUACAAGAAGACUACACGAGUUGCAUGACGAAGAGCUGACGGCAAAAGAGACAACUUUACAACAACAUGCACCCUCCGAAAGGCAGGCCAACGUGUCCUCAAAAAAAAGGAAGAUUUUGUCAGAUUGCUCAAGUUCAGGUGAGGAGGAGCCCUCUCAAAUUUUAGCCCCAAUUGAGGAUGCCGAUUUAGAUGAAAGUUUCAACUUAAGGCCGUGGCACGAUUCCAAGUCCCAAACUUUGCCCCAUCCCGAGAAGACCCCCGCCUGGAUCUCAUCCACCAAUGGCGUAGAUGUGAAAGUUGAGCGAGACCAAGAGCACGACGUGGACGCGGCGACCUUCUGGGGCCACUGCAACACGGCAGGAUGCACAGACGCCAUCUUCGGCGAUUUCCUCAACUACAUGAAGGACGUCUCCCUGAGGAUCCAGAACGAACAGGCCAGCCAGCAAGAUUUCGUUGUGGCGUUCAAAGUGAUGAUGGCCUCUGGCAAAAUGACAGAGCUGCUGAGAAAACAGGAAAAAGCGUUGGAGCAGAAACAAGCGGCGGUGGAAAAAUCCCUGGCAGCGAUGCGGGAAGUCACGUCUUUGCUGAAGAGUUGAUGGCCACUUUCCCACCACACUGUACCACAGUGCCACUGUCAAUCAGAAACUCUCCAUUGCACACCUCAUACCUGAAUGUCUUCUGUUGCACACCACAUUGGCUUCUGAAACUUUUUUUUCCGUUCCCUUUCUUUCUUUAUAAAAAUGCCUGUUAGUGUUCCGGGGUUUUUCCAGUGUGACCACUC
Hippocampus comes (tiger tail seahorse) is the source of this 1289-nucleotide messenger RNA. RefSeq lists its product as uncharacterized. NCBI's taxonomy places the organism in Eukaryota, Metazoa, Chordata, Actinopteri, Syngnathiformes, Syngnathidae. The coding region runs from base 106 to 1104 and encodes 332 amino acids. The transcript has 7 exons. Gene Ontology annotation, molecular function: DNA binding. The record is from RefSeq and is a predicted model, not a curated record.